Messenger RNA from Phascolarctos cinereus (koala), 7476 nucleotides. The record is from RefSeq and is a predicted model, not a curated record. Lineage: Eukaryota; Metazoa; Chordata; Mammalia; Diprotodontia; Phascolarctidae.
AGUCGGGAGCUGCUCUGGGCAGCAGAUCUGGCAACGCUGGCUUCAUGAACGGGUUAUCCCCAACCCCACACCCCUCCCACCCCACCACCUCUGUGUGGUGGAGGUAGAACAGGAGGAGGUGGAGGAGGGAAGGUGGGGGAUCCGGCCCGGCCCCCGUGCUACAUUGAGGGCUCUUCGGGCCGGGACACCUCGAGGGGGGUCUCGCUCCACAUCCCCUACCCCGGCCCCCGGUCCUACUCUGUUCCGCCACCUUCCACCCUACCUGCAGCGGCCGCUGCCUUCGGGGGAGGGGUCCCCCAGCUUCUGCGGAGCCGCAUGAACAAUAGGCAGCGGCGGCUCCUGCGCUCCAUGGAUCUCCCGCUCCAUGGAUCCCUCCCGCGCGCUUCUCGGCUGCCUGGCGAGCGCUGCUGCCGCCGCCCCGCCCGGGGAGGAUGGAGCCGGGGCCGGGGGCGAGGAGGAGGAGGAAGAGGAAGAGGAAGAGGGGGCGGCGGUGGCCGUGGCAGUGGCGGAGGAGCUGGGCUCCGAGCCACCACUGCCCUUCUGGACCGCGGUGUUCGACUACGAGGCUGCGGGAGAGGACGAGCUCACCCUGCGGCUGGGCGAUGUGGUGGAAGUGCUGUCCAAGGACUCGCAGGUGUCCGGCGACGAGGGCUGGUGGACCGGGCAGCUGAAUCAGCGGGUGGGCAUCUUCCCCAGCAACUACGUGACCCCUCGGAGCGCCUUCUCCAGCCGCUGCCAGCCCGGUGGGGAAGACCCCAGCUGCUACCCAGCCAUCCACCUAUUAGAGAUUGACUUUGCAGAGCUGACCCUGGAGGAGAUCAUUGGCAUUGGGGGCUUUGGAAAAGUGUAUCGAGCUUUUUGGGCUGGAGAAGAAGUUGCUGUGAAAGCUGCCCGCCAUGACCCUGAUGAGGACAUCAGCCAGACAAUAGAGAAUGUUCGUCAGGAAGCCAAACUCUUUGCCAUGCUAAAGCACCCGAACAUCAUUGCUCUGAGAGGGGUUUGCCUGAAAGAACCCAAUCUUUGUUUGAUCAUGGAAUUUGCACGUGGAGGAUCCUUAAAUCGAGUGUUAUCAGGAAAAAGAAUCCCCCCUGACAUAUUAGUGAACUGGGCUGUGCAGAUUGCCAGGGGGAUGAAUUACCUGCAUGAUGAAGCGAUUGUCCCCAUCAUCCAUCGGGACCUCAAAUCCAGCAACAUAUUGAUCCUCCAGAAGGUUGAGAAUGGAGACUUGAGCAACAAGAUUCUGAAGAUCACAGAUUUUGGCCUGGCCCGGGAAUGGCACAAGACUACCAAGAUGAGUGCAGCUGGAACUUAUGCUUGGAUGGCCCCAGAGGUCAUCCGCUCCUCCAUGUUCUCCAAAGGCAGUGAUGUGUGGAGCUAUGGUGUGCUGCUUUGGGAACUGCUGACGGGUGAAGUGCCCUUCCGAGGAAUAGAUGGCUUAGCUGUGGCCUAUGGGGUUGCCAUGAAUAAGCUUGCCCUUCCCAUUCCUUCUACAUGCCCAGAACCUUUUACCAAACUCAUGGAAGACUGCUGGAAUCCUGACCCCCAUUCACGACCAUCUUUUAUGAAUAUCCUGGACCAACUCACCACCAUCGAAGAGUCUGGCUUUUUUGAAAUGCCCAAGGACUCCUUCCACUGCCUGCAGGAUGACUGGAAACAUGAGAUUCAAGAGAUGUUUGACCAACUCAGGGCCAAAGAAAAGGAGCUCCGUACAUGGGAGGAAGAGCUGACCCGGGCGGCCCUGCAGCAGAAGAACCACGAGGAGCUGCUGAAACGCCGAGAGCAGGAGCUGGCCGAGCGGGAGAUCGACAUCCUGGAGAGGGAGCUCAACAUCAUCAUCCAUCAGCUGUGCCAAGAGAAGCCCCGCGUGAAGAAGCGCAAGGGCAAAUUUAAGAAGAACCGGCUGAAACUCAAGGAUGGCAAUCGCAUCAGCCUCCCGUCAGAUUUUCAGCACAAAUUCACUGUGCAGGCAUCUCCAACCAUGGACAAGAGGAAGAGUUUGAUCAGUAGCGGCUCCAGUCCUCCUGCAAGUCCCACCAUCAUUCCCCGACUCAGAGCCAUUCAGUUGACACCUAGUGAAAGCAACAAAACCUGGGGUCGGAGUUCGGUUGUCCAGAAGGAGGAAGGUGAAGAAGAAGAGAAGAGGGCCCUGAAGAAGAAGGGACGUACGUGGGGACCAAGCACACUUGGGCAGAAGGAAAUUGUCUCAGGAGAUGAAGGAUCUCCUCAGAAGCGAGAGAGAACUAAUGGUUUGUGUGCCCUCUCAGAGUCUCCACAUUUUCACUUGGGCCUGAAAUCCCUGGUGGAUGGAUACAAGCAGUGGUCAAACAGUGCUCCAAAUUUGGGGAAAGGCCUGAGGACAACCCCUGCCCUUCCAGGGUUUACCAGCCUUGCUGAGAUGGAGGAUGAAGAAAUCGAAGGCCUGAGGAGUGGGGAGAGCCGAGCAAUCCAUUCCUCCAACCAGUCUUACCUCUGCAUUCCGUUCCCUCGAAACGAGGAGGUGGAUGGCCCACCCAUUGAUGGAGCCCAUGAGGAGCCCACCCCAGUGAACUCAGCUACCAGCACCCCACAGUUAACACCCACCAACAGCCUCAAGCGAGGAGGAACCCAGCAUCGCCGCUGUGAGGUGGCUCUCCUGGGUUGUGGGGCCGUACUGGCUGCCACAGGCCUAGGGUUUGACCUGCUGGAGGCAGGAAAGUGCCAGCUGCUGCCCCCAGAAGAGCCCGAGCUGCCACCCCGAGAGGAGAAGAAGAGGCGUGAAGGCCUCUUCCAGAGGGCCGGCCGCCCCCGCCGGAGUACCAGCCCCCCUUCCCGCAAACUGUUCAAGAAGGAGGAGCCAGUGCUGUUCCUGGGGGACCCCUCGGCUUCUCUGACACUGCUUUCUUUGUCCUCCAUCUCUGAGUGCAACUCUACUCGGUCCCUCCUUCGAUCAGACAGCGACGAGAUUGUGGUGUAUGAGAUGCCAGUCAGUCCAGUGGAGGCAGCUCCCUUGCCCCCUCGCACCAACAACCCACUGGUCAAUGUCCAAGUUGAACGUUUCAAGCGAGAUCCCAACCAGUCCUUGACUCCCACCCAUGUCACCCUCUCUGCUCCCACACAGCCCGGUCACAGACGGACUCCUUCCGAUGGGGCACUUAAGCCAGUGGCACCCCUGGCCAAUGGCAGCCCUUCUAGUAAUGGGCUGAGUACCACACCAGGUGCAGGGAUGCUGAAGACUCCGAGCCCCAGCCGAGAUCCUGGAGAGGUGCCUCGCCUGCCAGACCCCAAUCUGGUCUUUCCCCCAACUCCAAGACGGUGGAACACCCAUCAGGACUCCACACUGGAAAGGCCUAAAACUCUGGAGUUUCUUCCCCGGCCCCGCCCUUCUGCCAACCGGCAGCGGCUGGACCCUUGGUGGUUUGUGUCCCCAAGCCAUGCCCGCAGCGCCUCCCCCGCCAACAGCUCGAGCACAGAGACACCCAGCAACCUAGACUCCUGCUUUGCAAGCAGCAGUAGCACUGUGGAGGAGCGGCCAGGGCUUCCUGCCUUGCUCCCGUUUCAGGCAGGGCACCCUCCUCCUGCUGAACAGGCCCUUUUGGACCUGGAUGCAGAGGGACAGAGCCAGGACAGCACUGUUCCACUGUGUAGAUCUGAACUGAACACACACAGAUCUACUACCUAUGAGGUUCAUCAAGAGUUUUGGUCUUAGCAUGAGAGGAAUCUAGGGUGGGGGUAGAGGUCUGGGCCAAAGGGAAGAGAGUACCUGGGAGGACCUGGCUAGGGCGUGUCUCCCACCAAGUGGCACCCCAAAAUCCAGUCCUACUUCUUGCACUGAUAAUGCACUUUGAAGACAGAAGAGGUGUGGAGGGCAGCUGCUCCAGAGGCAACAGUGAGCUCUCCUGUUUAGAACCACCACCAUUGAUGUAGCCUGUCAGCUCUGAGUGUGUGUGUGUGUGUGGGAAGGGGGAGGUGUGUGAAUGACCUUCCAGCUCAGUAGUAUUCCUCAUCCUUGGGCCAUGGCAUGGCAACCCAGUUGCAGCCAAACCUGUCCACUGUCCUCCAGCACUGUUAAGUAGGGCAUGCCCAGGGUCUGUUCCAGAGUCUCUCGGUCAUUCCAGAGUUCUGUGGUUACAAACACCAGUCUGCUACUCUCUACCCCGAUCCUUGUCCUUGAACCCAGUUCAAGGUCAUUAUAAGACCUAAGGUUGGCAGUAUCUCAUGCUGUCAGGAAUGGUUGGGGGCAGGGUGAUAAAGGCAUAUGACUUGAUGGACCUACCAUUCUCCCCCUCCCCCGGCCACCAUUCUACUUGCCUAAUCUAUUUAUUUGAGCCUAGAGGUGGCACAUUGAUCCACCUCCAUGGGACUGGGGGUGGGGAUGGGGGAGGGAUAGGGAAAUAUAGUUGAGUUAUAGUGAAGAGUCUAUGUUCUGGCUUCUUUUAGCAAGACUCAGUGAAGGAUGGAGAAUAUCACACAGUAAAGGCACUGACCUCCCUGUGGUUGGUGUAUGGCCAAAUCAUGUUGCUAGAAAAACCCUUACCUAGCCCAUGGGUGGGUUCUUGGUCCUUCAUUGGUGCCACCGUAGGUGCUAGAGACAGUCUUGUGUCUGGCCCUUUUCUUGUGUAAUGGGGCCUCCCCAUGGAGUAUACACAUAGCUGUACUACUUACUUCUUGCCAACUACAUUUGCGAGGUCAGCAUUGACAGACUUGAAUGCUUUGGGGAUGCCAAAGCCCCUUGUUAUUUCUGGCUGAUUGUAUGUGACUCAGUGCUGAAGGACCUGGUGAAAGCAGGCAGGCAGCUCUGUGUACUCUCCAUGGGAUGGCCCUAUUAUACUCUGAUUUUUCUCUUAUGUCCUUUCCCCUUAUUCUUUACUCUCUCUUCUCCAGGGACCAGUAACUUCAAGCCUUCCUGUGUGGUUAGUAACAAUCUCUCAAACCCUAAGAGGUUUUCUCAUAAAUUUUAGCAGAAGGGGCAUCCAGCAGUGAAACCUAGGGAUUGGGAAUCAAGAUUUUGGAGUUACUCUCUUAGUUCAGGCAACCACUCUUAUAACCUUCAGCAAGUCACUUCACUCCAGUUUUCCGUGUCUGUAAAAUGAGGUUGUGAAACCCCUCCCUAAAAGGGACAUCGUAAUAACUCAGUGACAGGAUGUGUAAAGGCAUAGGAUGUCCCUAACGUACCUAAAAAUUGGCCAGAGUUUUUCUGCGCCUUCUCUCCUCCAUAUACUGUGGCCUCUUGACCUACUGGGCUUUGGACCAUGGGGGAGCAGCAAGGCUCUUUCAAGCACUGCCCAAUCUUCCUAACAUGAAGAAAGAAAAAAAACUGAUAGCAGUUCUGACAUUUAUGAAAUUUAUUUAUUUACUUGAAUAAUGAACUUCAACUUAAGGUCUCUUCCAUCUCUUUCUUCAACCACCUCCUCCCCAUCUCCCAAUCUGUUUCUCUGUCAUGUUAUGAACUGAGUGAAAUCCAUCUGUAACUCAGCCUCUGCUGAGACAUCCCUGAGCCUGGAGUUGGGAUGGUGUUCAGUCUUCUAGAAGGUUCCUUCCCUUCUGCAUGGAUGAACAGAACCUCCUAUAAGAAGAGCAGAGAGGGAAGCUUCUUGGUCAGACCCAGAGAGUGCUGCUUUAGUCCCAUAAAGAUAGUGAAUUUUCACAAUGAUGUUUUACCUCUGGCCCAGCGAACCCAGCUCCCUGCUUCUCUUCUGUACCAGGGGCAGGUGACCUCUGCCCUACCUCAUUGUCUUCCCAUCAUGCCAGCCCAUGGCAAGGCAGUGGAAGGAGUCAUUAUUAUCCUCACACCUUGGCCUGUCAUCCCUGGGCUAGGAGGCUACCCAACUUCUGCUGGGGACAUCGGGUCAGAAGCCAGCUGGGAAUGAUCUGUUAGUUGGUAUUUCCUAUUUAGCUUCACGCUCUCCAUGGUUCUGAGCAGGAGCUGACCUCAAAGCUGUGGGUCAAACUACUUUCACUGAGAAUAGUUGACCUUCCCUAGUGCCGCCUAGGGACCCUAGUCCUUCACACUAUGCAAUGUGUUAAACCACAUGGAAUGUGGUGUCAGAAAAUAUUUAUUUCCUAAGUUUCCUGCUCACAUCACUGACUCAGAUACAGUUCUCAUCUACUUCUUUGAGAGGCUAGCCAGCUGCUGGGCGUCUGAGUUGCCUUUCAUACUACCUUGUAAGUCUACUCAAAUAGCUUGGAAGGAUACUUUUUUAAUUGUAGGCAUUUUUCACCCCCACGGUCCUCUCUCGACUCCCUCCUUUAUGUGAGAUUCAAUUGCAGGCCUUGAAGCAUCUGUUGAGAAACAGCUCUGAUUUUUUAAAAGGUUUUUUUUUUCCAGUUUCCUUGAAAGUGGGAUGUGUUUGCUGGUGGAAAGGGAGAGAUAUUCACAUCUGAGUAUUCAAGCAAAGAAAAAAUGAUAAAAGGCAUCUGUUCUCUAGAGCCUAGACCGCAGAGGAGCAGGAGGAGAUAAAGUUCCAGGCUCUUCCUUAUUCUGACGCUUACUUACCUUGUGACCUUGGCUGAAUCCCUUAGCACCUUUUGAAAAGACAUCACCAGCCUUCUUCCCAAAACCUAGGGUGUGAGAGCUCACAAGGCAAUAUUGAUCAAGCACUUUGGGCUCCUUGGCAGGAAGAGAUUAAUUUUCCGCUGAGAAGUGAUGCCAGUUCCAGAAAGAAGCUUCCUGUAUUACCGGCUGAGGUGUGGAGGAGCGAGAUUUGUACAACAUGUCUUUCAUCCCCUUGACUCUGAGUUGGUUUGUGUUACUCCUUUCUGAGAUUCUAGAAGAAAACUGAUUCGAAGGGGCUCGUGACAUAGCCAGUGGGAGUCAGUGCCAGGCGUGAGCUUUUCUGAGGCAUUUGAAUGUUUUCAGAGUGCUUAGCCACUUCUGAAAAGUCAUCCUUUACUCAUCCCAACCAAUAAUCGGUGAGGUUGGCCCAUCAUCCUCAUCUUUGUCUUAGAGAGAAGGAAAUGGAGGUGGGGAGGGGUUGUUAGCAACGCAAGAAAUAAAAGAUGUCACUUUUGAAGUGUUGGCCUUUUGACUCUGGAAGCCUGGUUUUUUUCCCCCUAGUUUGAAUUCCAUCCAGAUUUGGCAUAAGGAGAAUUCUUGGUAGAGUGGAUCUGGUAGCAUGUCCUAGAUGUAUUGCUGAGAGGGACUAAAGAGGUCAUCUAACCCAGUUCCCUCAUUUUACAGAUAAACUGAGGCUUAGAGAGGUUUAGAUGUGCCACAAGGUCAUGUAAGCAGUAAGUGGUGGCAAAGGUAAGAUUUGAAUCCAGGUCCUCUGACUCCAAAUCCAGUAGUCUUUCUCCCUCGUAGCACUACCUACCUCCUUAAUUCCUUUACUAGCUUGGGUUAGACCUUUGGCCAUUCUUAUCAGGAAAAAAUUCCUAACAAUUAGAGCUAUCCCAAAGUGACAGCUAGGGGGCAAUGGAUAGAACAAAGGGCCUAGAGGCAGGAAGACCUGAGUUCAAAUGUGGCCUCAGACUCUUACUAGCUGUGUGACCCUGGGCAAG